UCAUCCUAAUUUUAGCUACGCCAACAAGCAAGGUGUAGUUUCCAAUCAACAAGGUGGGUACCAUUUCUUGCAAAGGCUGCAACAAGAAGCUCAAGGCAUGAGUAUAGAUGACAAGUUGAAUCUCAUUCUCAACACAAUGACGCAAGAUAAGCAAAAGACAGAGAUAGAUAUGAAGGACAUCCGAACACAAAUGGGUCAACUAGCUACUACCGUGAGCAAAUUGGAAGCACAAGCAGCUGGAAAACUUCCCUCGCAACCAUUGAAUCCCAGGGACACUGUCAAUGCUAUUGAGUUGCGAAGUGGGAAACAAGUAGAGAAACCGGCAACAUCACCGGAGCCCCAUGAACGUGAUUUGGAGAAAGAAGUGGACGAAGCAGCCCCUAAAAAGGAUGAUUCGACGUUGGACAAAGAGAUUUGGGAAAUCUUCAAGAAGAUCGAAGUGAACAUUCCAUUAAUUGAGGCGAUGAGGCAGGUCCCUCGUUAUGCAAAGUUCUUGAAGGAAUUGUGCACUAACAAACAUAAAUUGACCGGUAAUGAGGUAAUGCGUGUGGGGGAGAGUGCUUCGGCAUAUCUUCAAAAGAAACUUCCACCUAAAUUAAAAGACCCCGGCAGUUUUACUAUACCUUGCACAAUUGGUAAAACAAGGUUUACAAAAGCUUUGCUACAUUUUAGAGCGUCUAUUAGUGUUAUGCCUGCCUCAAUUUAUGAAUCUUUAAAAUCUCGGUCCUCUCAAAAGUACUAGCAUAGUUAUUCAACUUGCCGAUAUAUCUAAUGUCUACCCGAAAGGGGUUGUUUAAAAUGUUUUGGUGCAGGUCAAUGAGCUUAUAUUUCCUGUCGACUUCUAUGUUCUUGAUAUGAGUGAUGAAAACUCAUCCUCGUCUACACCUUUGUUGUUGGGUAGACCAUUUAUGAGAACCGCUAGAACAAAGAUAGAUGUAUUUGAAGGUACCUUGACAAUGGAAUUUGAUGGAUAGGUCGUUCGCUUCAACAUCUUUGAGGUGAUGAGAUACCCAAGUGAUGUGCACUCAUGUUUUGUUGUGGAGGAAACUGACGCUGGCUAAGAAUGCAAGCGAGAUGAAAGUCGGGUUGAUGACUUUAAACCAAGCGCUAAGUGGGAGGCAACCCACCGGUUUUGUAUCUUUAUCUUUAUCUUUUUAUUUUAAGCAUUUUAUCUUUAUUUUCUUGUUUUGCAUAUCAUUUGCGGAAUUUCCCACCUUGAACUUUACUUUGAAUGACUAAAUUUUACAUUGAGGACAAUGUAAAGUUUAAGUGUGGGGGAGUAUUUAUAUGUUUUUAGAGUUUGUUGCCUUUAGUUAAAAAUAAAUAAUAAAAAAAUAGAAAAAGAAAAAAAUUGCUUUAUAAACUCCGAAAUCUAGAAAGUUGUGCCUUUAGGAUGACACUACCAAUAUAAGUGGAUGGAACCAUCUUGAUUGCAGGAGUUGAGGAACCCAUUAAUUAAAAGGACGACAAAGCUCAUGAAUUACAAAUAAUAUGAUAGUUGUUACCAUAUCUCGGAAUAUCACCAUAUCACUUUCUGUUUUUAUUUUUUGCAAUAUUAUUUUGUUUCUCUAAGUGAUUUGGUGGGUCACUAACAUCGAAUUGUUAUUACUGCUAGGAUGGAAUAGAGUGAUUGAGUUACUAAAAAAAAAAGACCAGACCAAUUAGACCAACCGGAGUAUAUAUAUAUAUAUAUAUAUAUAAAAGAUUGACAUUUUGAUGCAAUAUGUGUGUGUUCUCCCUGUCUCCGUCGCCUAAGCAAGCGUGGAACGCAUGAUCCAUGAGAAUUACCAUGUAUUCUGCUAAAAAGAAGCAUGUGCUUGGAUCCAAAAGAUUUAAUCAUGUUGUCAAUUAAAAAAAAAUUCAAAAGAAAAUUGAAAAAAAAAAGUGAUUUUUUUUUUUAUCAUUGUUCAAUUAAAAAAUCA
Messenger RNA from Papaver somniferum (opium poppy), 1922 nucleotides. RefSeq lists its product as uncharacterized. The coding region runs from base 98 to 742 and encodes 214 amino acids. Lineage: Eukaryota; Viridiplantae; Streptophyta; Magnoliopsida; Ranunculales; Papaveraceae. The transcript has 2 exons. The record is from RefSeq and is a predicted model, not a curated record.